Coregonus clupeaformis (lake whitefish) is the source of this 1803-nucleotide messenger RNA. RefSeq lists its product as uncharacterized. The record is from RefSeq and is a predicted model, not a curated record. NCBI's taxonomy places the organism in Eukaryota, Metazoa, Chordata, Actinopteri, Salmoniformes, Salmonidae.
CCCAGCCCUAGGGCCAGUGUUUGCUCCUCGACCGACUCCUCUCACCCAGACUCGCCAUAUGAUGGACCGGUGGUCUCUCUGCGGCGGGACGUCACCGUGGCAACGGCCUCGUCUCGGAACAAGGUGGCGACCAGGCCCCCACUCCGCCGGCCCCUCAGCCUGGACGUGACGCCCCUGCGUCUCCGUGGCUCUGAGCCCAUGCUGGACCGCAGGGUCCUGCAGCCCCCCUGGCGUAGCGGUGGUGGUCCCUCCGCUGCCUCCUCGCCCCCAGCCCGCUCCCUCACCAGCCCCAGCCUGGGCCCCGGAGGCUGGAUGCGCCGCAGCGAGAGCACCUGUACCGUCAACAACUCCUCAAUGGGCCUCCGGGCCACCAGGGGGCGUAUGCGGCCAGCCACCUCCCUUCCCCACAUUGCCCGGGGGUUUGGAGGGGCCUCCACGCUGCCCUUGCCUUCCACGCCGCGGGGCCCCUGUCUCCUUGUGGCCCUCAGACCCGUUAACCUAGACCAGGAGAGGCAGGCCUUCUUCCAGUCUGACUAUAAAUACGACCCACAGUUUGAGUACUCGACCCCGGAGCCCAGCACUGUGCUGGAGAAAUACAGAGAGGGAUCUGGCCUCUUCCUCACACAGGCUGUUGGGAUUAUGGAGUGUAUUCUGAGGAAGUUUGGUAACUAUGAGAACUUUGAGGAGGUGACGGGAGGAAGUAUUUUACCGAAGAGUAGAGUCUGGGCUGCUGCACGCAAGUACCUGCAGAAGGAGAACUGUGUAGGAGAGGUGGUGGUGUGUCUGUCUGAGGAGCUGCUGUCGCAGGCUGUGAUGAUGGUGGAGAGUUGUCGUCCCACUCUGACUAUCAACCUGUCUGGAGCACGACAACACUGGCUGGAGGGCAUGUUCAGGCAUGAGAUAGGAACCCACUACCUUCGGGGUGUGAACAACAACCUGCAGCCCUGGUCCACUUCCGCAGGCAGGAAGCAGUAUGGCCUGAAACCGGCCAAUCCCACGGAAGAGGGCCUGGCAAGCCUGCACAGUGUGUUGCUACGGAAACAGCCCUACCUGUGGCGCGCCGCUCUGCUCUACUAUACGGUGUACCACGCCGCCAGGAUGAGCUUCAGCCAGCUCUUCAGCCACAUCGCUCAGUUCGUCCAGGAUCCCGCGGUGCGCUGGGAGUACUGCCUCAGAGCCAAGAGGGGACAGACGGACACCUCGCAGCCUGGCUGUUUCAGUAAAGAUCAGGUGUACCUGGACGGAAUCCUCAGGAUUCUACGACAUCGGAGGAACAUCGACUUCAAGAUGUUGACCUCGCUAGGAAAGGUGUCGUUUGAGGAUGUGGAAAGGCUGCGGCACGCCGUCCUCCGCCGGACCAGAAUCCCUCACUUCAUGCAGGACCAGGAGAAAUACCUUCAGCAUCUGGACCACAUCGUCACGGUCAACGAACUGAGCGACGCUCAGCUUAGAGAACUCCUUCCCUGACCAACCGACCUUCAGCUGUGCGCGGUAGAUCACCUGCUGGGAGUCAACGAAGGUGGCGAUUCAACGUGUAGAAUGGUUGGGAAAUUCAUAGAAAAUGGCGGCUGAUGUUCGGUGGUCAGAGGCGUUAAGAAUGGUUACCUGCUGCCGAUUACCUCUGGUCAGCGAGGUCUGUUUUCCCCUUGACUGACUGACUCCCUCUGGUCUAGACUGGCCAUACCAUCCUUGACUGACCAAACUCCCUCUGGUCUAGACCUAACCCUAAUCCUCCCAAGUGUCAUUCAUCACCCUGCUGUUGGAAAGCCCUGGAAAUGAAGGCUAGUGUUCCGACAGACAGAG